UGGCGGCCGCCGCCGCCGCCGCCGCGCAGCACUACUCCCAGCAGUUUUAUCAGCAGGAGUCGUACCUGCAUCACAACGGCGGCGGCUUCGGGCCCCCGCCGGACGGCGGCGGCGGCGGCGGGCUGCCGGGCAUGUUUGGGGCGCCCCUGCUGGGGGUCCCCAUGGGCCUGCUGCCUGGCACAGGGGCCCUGCGGGAGCAGCCCGCAGCCGGCGACGGCGGCGGUGGCGUGGGGCUGUCCUAUUAA
Messenger RNA from Monoraphidium neglectum, 245 nucleotides. RefSeq lists its product as hypothetical. The transcript has a single exon. The record is from RefSeq and is a predicted model, not a curated record. Lineage: Eukaryota; Viridiplantae; Chlorophyta; Chlorophyceae; Sphaeropleales; Selenastraceae. The annotation marks the transcript as partial.